Molecule: messenger RNA, 1969 nt
Organism: Cylicocyclus nassatus
Lineage: Eukaryota; Metazoa; Nematoda; Chromadorea; Rhabditida; Strongylidae
Source: the annotation of a GenBank genome assembly
UUUCAGAUGACUGCGUUGUCGAAGGCUGAAUAUCUUCAGCGUUACCUGUCUGGAAACGAAGACAAGAAAACAAAAAAGAAGAAGAAAAUCAAAGAAAAGUCUCAGCAGCGUCCAAGCGGAUUGCGCAUCGUAGAAGAUGACGCAUUCAUUUCUGUUUCUGCGAAUUACAAAGACGUUGAUACCGAUGAGGAGAAAGAAGAUAUUGAAAUAAUCUCCAGCAUCUCUAGACAGUUAGAGGCGAAGGCUCGUGAAGGUCCGAAGUUUCUGAAGUCCUUCAAACCUUUAGAUGGUGGAGAUAUCAAAGUUGAGGUGAAAACCGAAGUGCUUUCGGAUGAUGACGGUCCUUCUACUUCUCAGGCCAAUCAAAAGAACGAAAGCUCGGGUAGCCGCUCCCUAGACGAUAGAAGGAGUGCAAAUGCGCAGUCACAAGAGUCGAGGCGACGCCACGCCUCUGACGAGGAUCAAUCACCGGUGAGAAGGCGGCGUGAUUCUGAUCAUUCCCCAGUUAGGAAACGUCACGACUCACCCGCAAGAAAGCAUCAUGACUCUGACCACUCGGCAAUCAGGAGAAAACGUCACGAUUCUGAUCAAUCCCCCGCAAGAAGGAAACGUCACGACUCUGACCACUCGCCAAUCAGGAGAAAACGUCACGAUUCUGACCAAUCUCCUGCAAGAAGGAAACGCCACGACUCCGAUCAGUCUCCUGUAAGAAGACGUCAUGACUCUGACGAUUCCGAUCUAUCACGUGCGAGAAAACGACACGAUUCUAGAUCUCCUGUGAGAAAGCGGAGGGACAGCGACCGAUCUCCUUCGCGAAAUCGUCACAAGGGCAAAGAGUCAUCGUCGACGAGAUCCAAACGAAGACACGACUCGGAUUCUGAUGAUUCUACAUCUCCGAAAAGGAACUCUAGGAGGAUAGCAUCCCCGCCUAGAAAGCAACUACACAAGUCGAGAAACGAUUCUGGUUCAGACCAGUCGCCGCCUCGAAACCACGGGAAAAACAGUCAAAAAUCAAUCAAAGUUGAAGUUGAUUCGGAUCAAUCACCCGAAAGAAGAGGCGACAGACGAAGAAGUCCUUCUUCGGACCUGUCUCCGCCUAGGAAGUAUCAGAAAAGCUCGUCACCCGUCGCCACCAGGAGACGUGAUAGCGAUGAGUCACCUCCACGAAGACGAGAACAACCUAGAGGACGCGAAAGACGGAUUGCAUCUCCUGAGAAAUUGGGCAAAGAGUCACAAAAGACCCUCGAUGGAAAGAUUGCUGGGCUUCAGUCAGCGGAUGCUCUCAAAAAAGAAUCCGAGAAAAUUCGAGAACAGGAGAGUAAGAUGUUCGAAGAGAUGGAUGCUUCCAUCAGCGGCCGAUUCGCAGAGACUACUGUGCGAGAAAAACAAGUGCGAAAAAAGCGUGAAAAACCAGAAGAUAAGGAGAGAAAAGAGCGCGAGGCGAAAAAGCAAGCUGAACUACAAGAAAAAUAUGACUUGUGGAACAAGGGAGUAGCUCAGAAAGAAAGGCGUGAAGAACAGCUUGAAGAAAUGGCUCGCGUCGCUGCUGAACCGCUGGCUCGUAUGGCUGACGACGUCGCUAUGAAUCGUCAUCUCAAAGAUCUGAUUCAUGAAGAGGAUCCUAUGGCCAAAAUGCUGAUAAGCAAGAAGCGUGAGAAGGCCAUUGAUCGAGGAGAUUUGAUAUAUCCGACAUACCAAGGCGAAGCUCCACCAAAUCGCUUUGGCAUCCGGCCGGGUUACCGAUGGGAUGGUGUUGACCGCUCAAAUGGUUUCGAAGCUGCUCUUGCUCAAACCAAAAAUCGCAGGAAUGCACAGGAGAAAGAGUACUAUCGAAACUUGCAGCUGUAUGAGUAGAUACCAUUAGCUCCCUGUUAUUGUUAAAUGUUGUUUGUAUUAUACUUACCUCAUUUUCGCAGUCAUGUUUCAACUUUUCGGUUAUAUAUUAUGCCAAUAAACUUCUAAAAGUGUA